AUGCAUAGCACCUUCAUGGCCUCGACAGGCGUGGACUCGGAAGCCCAACUUUCCUCGGAGACCAACCAGUACGACAGCAGCAGUUGGGACAAUAUGAACGGCUACCCACAGGCCACGAUGGCCGGAUUUGCCAACUCGGACUUCGUCUACAUGCCACCCAUUACGUCUCUUGACUUGCCGCAUGAUCCUCUGCACCGAAUGCCGCCACCGUUGCAGCCGCGUGACUCUCCGCAGAUGAAGCACGAACAGGACCAGCUGCACCAACCCCAGCAGCAGAAACUGCAGCAACAACAUCCGCCACUGUCAAUGGGCCAGGCCACAUCGCAUCACCACCACCAGCUGCCGCAACUGCCUAUGCUGACCGUUCCGUCCAACCCCACAUGGCCGAGCAUGCUGACAAACCCCGGAAGCUACAAUUCGCCGCCGAUGAACAAUGUUGUGCCCCGCAACGGGCCGUCCCGGCCGCCGCCACCUCCGCUAAAGACAAAGUUGAACGAGUCUUCCGGGCGGACCGGUCCUCGGAAGAUGCUGACCGAUGAUGACCGCCGGAGAAUGUGCGAGUACGCCGAGGCCAAUCCGGGCGUGAAGCAGUCCGAGAUUGGUAAUAUCUUUGGCGUCGAGCGCAGCACUGUUUCCAAAGUUUUGCGAAACAAGGAAAAGUACCUUGUCAAAGACAAGUCUCCUGGUUCCAAAAAACCCAAGAGCAAGUUUCCCGACAUUGAGCGGGCGCUGUCAAACUGGGUGCGCAACGCACAAAAGACCGGCGUGCCUGUCACGGAUGCCGACAUCAAGGAGAAGUUUCGGUUCUUCGCAACAAACACAGGCAGCUCGGACGCUGUUCUCAAGUCCACCAGCAACACUUGGCUGGAAAAAUUCAAACAGAAGAACGGCAUUGGUACCGGACGACUGGUUCGGCGUGCAUCGGAGACCAAUAUUCCUGACAAGCGCAGAGGCUCCAAGUCCACCGGCAUGAUCGGGUCGCCGUCUCUCGUCUCCAUGGAACCGACAAGCGUUGACUCACCCUUGUCGCCGGAGACGCGUCACCCUUCAGCAUCGCCCUUGUCGGCCAGCCGCAGCGACGAAGAGCGCAACGCCGACAGUGCUGGGCCGCCUGCUGUCGGACAAUUUAUCAACUUUGGUGCUGGCCAAUCCAACGGAAUUGGAAGCAGCGGACAAACCAACCAGAUUACCCAUUCUGGUAGCCUGGGGAACAGCAUAGGCAUGGGCCUCGGUAUGAGCGGCAUGGCGGCCUACAAGCAUGGCAACAACCAGAGCACGACGUCACUUUCAAGUGUGUUUACGGAGACUCCCGUGUCGUCCUUUUCAGGUAGCGCCCUGAGCCCGACGGUGCCAUUUACGUUCUCACCGGAUUCAAAUGUUGGGUCUUUCUUGACCAGCGACCCGAUGGCACCACCCGGAAGCGCCAAUUUCCAGCGCCCACGCAGCCAGACACUUCCAGCCCUGAACCUGGAGUACAUGAACCACGUCCAAGGCCAACACCAGCAGCACAACAACGACGCCAUGGUGUCUGAGACCACUGGCGAAUCGAUGACGCCCAAGUUCCAGCAUCAGCACCAUCUGCCAUCGACCGCUCCUUCGUCAGCCGUCGACUCGCCCAUGACUGACAUCUCAGCACCUUCUUACGGCAUCGACAGUACGGUUGUGUCCCCUCAGCUUCGGCGGAGCAACAGCAGCAACAGCCUCUUCCAAAGCGGCUCGCGGUCGGCGGGCGGUCUUGGCGGCUCGACUGUCCUGGGUGUGCCUAUGAACACUGGCGGCAGCAGUGGUGGGGGCGGAUCGUCUCCUAGCUCACCCACGCAAGACGAUGCUCGCCGCGCAGCUGACACGCUCUUGAACUUUAUCCAGCACGUGCCUAGUGCGUUCGACCAGACCGACUACGUGGCCGUGUCUCGCCUCAUUGAAAAACUGCGCCUGCAAGCAACGAACAAGGGCCAUGGGGGUGGAGGAAUGGGCGGCUUGUCCCGGAUUCCCGAGGGCGAAGGCGAGAUGACCAACGAUGUACACCAUACGAAGCUGGAAUCCGCCCUCGCUGCUUAA
Sporothrix brasiliensis 5110 is the source of this 2058-nucleotide messenger RNA. RefSeq lists its product as uncharacterized. NCBI's taxonomy places the organism in Eukaryota, Fungi, Ascomycota, Sordariomycetes, Ophiostomatales, Ophiostomataceae. The transcript is spliced from 2 exons. Gene Ontology annotation, cellular component: nucleus. The coding region runs from base 1 to 2058 and encodes 685 amino acids. The record is from RefSeq and is a predicted model, not a curated record. Gene Ontology annotation, molecular function: DNA binding.